UAAACGUACCGCACCGACAAUUAUGACCGACAACGACAACUUUGACGUUUUCGAGUUGGCGAAAAACCCAGACGGCUACACUUUGUUCAAAAUGGUUUUAGACAACUUCGAAAUCUACAACCAGCACAUCAACUCCGAGGACGAGCACGGCAACACUUUGUUGCACCUGAUAGUUAACCAUUACGAUCAUAUCAACCUGGUGAACCGGCUGCUAACCCUCGGUGCCGACGUCAACAAGAGCAACUUCAUGGAUGAAACUCCCGUCUACUUCGCGUGUAGUAAAGGCAAGCUAAAACUCGCCAAGCUCCUAGUGGAAAAAGGCGCUGAUCUGCGCGUCAAAGACUCCAAGUCGAAGUCGCUCCUACACAUUGCUGUCGAAAAAAGCAACCUGGAGCUGUGUCGGUUUUUAAUCGAACGAGGACUCGACGUCAACUCCCAGGACCACGACGGCGAAACUCCUCUCCACUACGCCGUCCAAACCAAACACAACAAAAUCUUGUUCUUGUUAGUGCAUAAAGCGGACAUCAACAAGCAGGACCACGACGGCUACACCCCUCUGCACCUAGCGGCGAAAACUAGCGUCGAAGUGGUCAACUUCCUCCUCCGGAACAAAGCCUCCACGUCUCUGAAGACGUUCAACGGCGAUUCGCCUCUGCACCUCGCCGCAGCGGCGGGCAAUUUGGCCACUGCGACAGUUCUUUUAAGCUUUUUCAACGUUAACUGCCUGAACAAUGACAAUUACUCUGCGGCACAAUUAGCCGAAAUGAACGGCCACGAAGAGGUUCAGCGGUUAUUGCAGCGGCAUUGUGCUCCACCUAGGGGUCCUGAAGGAAAGAAAGGGAAGCGUAUGUAGUUCGAAGAAUGCGCCGGCGAUUGUGUAAUGAUUGCCUUUUAAUAAAUGUUUUGUGGAAAGUUCGAGGGUUGCGGUGGCACAAAGGCGCUAUUAAUUAAAGUGAAAAUUCCGCGAUCUGGCGAAGUUUUAUUUCGCGAUUGGAUGCUGCCACGCUUCGCGUUGUAAUUAAACUUUGCGGACGAAAAAAGCGGGUCGAGUUGGUAGAUAUGCAACCAGUAAUUCGUGUUUUUAUAAAGCGAGACGGAUUGGUAAUAGUUUUUGUCGGUGAUUAUUUAAGGUAAUAGGCAAUUACUGGGGGGUUUGGCCUUCGUAUGGCUUUCGCUAGUGGUGGUGUGAGUAAAUAUUGAUUUGUCUAGCAAUUUGGGUCGCCGGGACGAUUAUUGUAGGGUAAAAUACACAACUGAAUUAUAUAUUUUUGUUACUUUUUUGAACAGGUAUGAUAAAGAUGAUAUUUAUUUA
Messenger RNA from Zophobas morio, 1312 nucleotides. RefSeq names its product putative ankyrin repeat protein RF_0381. The record is from RefSeq and is a predicted model, not a curated record. The transcript is spliced from 2 exons. The coding region runs from base 23 to 853 and encodes 276 amino acids. Gene Ontology annotation, molecular function: protein binding. Lineage: Eukaryota; Metazoa; Arthropoda; Insecta; Coleoptera; Tenebrionidae.